Molecule: messenger RNA, 1227 nt
Organism: Vespula vulgaris
Lineage: Eukaryota; Metazoa; Arthropoda; Insecta; Hymenoptera; Vespidae
Exons: 4
Coding region: 224-904 (226 amino acids)
Source: RefSeq, a predicted model, not a curated record
UAAUAGAUGUAAUAAAAUUAAUCAAUUUUGAUCUAUCAUUUACCGACAUUCAUACAGUUUUACGAUUGGCAAAUAUUCUUCAGUUAAUAGAAGAUUCACCUUGAUGUAUUGAAGAAAACAUUAAACAUAACGUAGGAAGGUGAUAUCUUUCACUGGUUACUGAUCUGGCCUGGUCACGUCAAAAAAAGUGUAAAAAAAAACCGUGUAUUUCUGAAAAGAAGAAAUGCCGGACAGUGGUGCGGUCUACCAACCUACCACCGUAGGAUAUACGUAUGAUAGUGGAGGUGACGGUACCGGUAGUGCAGGUGGAAUAAGAAGUGGUUUUUGGAGAAUUGCAUCCAGGCAUAAGAUUAAUUCUAGAAAAUGGCUAGAAUGGACGUUACUAUCAGUUGGAUUGUCCUUCUUCGUCGUUGGACUCACCACAAUGCUCGUGAGUCUGGUCUCAUCCGACGACAUUAAUCAGCGAACUACGGAGGUAAAGCAGGGAUCAUCAACUGGUGCAAGUAUUGAAGUGGAGGAGAACGUAGAAGAAACUUCAAGAGGAUCUGUAGCAAUAGGAGCAGGCAUGAUGUUUGUUGGAAUAUUAUUGUCUAUUGCUUGGGCAUGGCUUCGAUUCUUCCAACGCAGCAAAUCACCAAGGGGUGGAAUUACAGGAGGUAGUGGUCAGAUGUUGGGCGGUUUGAAUCCAUCGACUGACUUGCUGGUGGGUUCCACUUCGCAGUACGGGCCAGUACUUACGGAGUUGCCGAGUCAGCUGAAGUUAAAAGAAGCAAAUAUACAUGAGACGCUAGUAGCACCACUUUCUGAUCAAGAAGAGGAGACCCUUACUCUAAUGUUGGAUCCUAAUACAUCUACAACGCUUGCUGUUGACCCUAAUAGUGCUGCUAACCAGAUUCCAGGUUGAGUACAUUCAUUCAUCACACUGAAUGCAAUAGAGUGACCUGAAGUGAACAUUGCUUUACUUUUAUAAAUCUGAUAGUACUUAUCAGAAACUAAAUGCUUACAUUUUCUCACAAGAGAAAAAAAUCUUGUUUUUAACUCUCUAUUAGUCUGCCCACAAUGAUGAGAAUCAUUGUAUAAAUAACAUCAAGUUGUAAGUUCAUAUUUAAUAUUUGUUGGCUAUACCAUCUAUUUUCACAGCCUAGAGCUUUUAGUUAUACAAGUCUAUAUCAAUAUAUGUCAUACAAGUAAUGAUGUGAGAUCUCAUUUUUAGAGUCUUUCAUAAUA